AUGCUGAAAUCACAUUUUAAUCUACAGGCUAAAGAUGAAGCAGUAGAUGAGAUAAAUAAAGAUCAAACAUUUGAUGAACAGACAAUCGCAGAAUCACUGCAUUUAGAGCAACUUGGUGAAGCACUAGUUGAAGAAGAGCAUAAUAUACAAAUCCUACCCACGUAUCUAGUAAGAAAGCUAAACAGAUCAGAAAUUAGCGUACGUCUUAGUUUUUUAGGCAAAACUGCCGAAGGAGAUGGCUACACAUAUUUAAAGGCAACAUGUACUGGUAUGAGUUUAACUGACGUAGCAGCCCUUAAAGCUUUUCGGCAUUUACAAUUUGUUGACGUUUCCAACAAUAAUUUGACUCUGGAGAGCUUACAAGUGAUCACAGAACUACCUUUCCUAGUCCACAUUCACGCCGAUAAAAACAUCUUAAGCUCAGCGGCGUUGAAUAAAAUGAAAUAUAUGCAAGUGAUCAUUAUGAAUUAUAACAAAAUAACGUCAGUACACGACGUUUAUCAACCGGAAUUGUGCACUUUGGAAGUUGGCUUUAACAAAAUCGACAAAAUCCACUUCGACAAUAAUAUGCCUCACAUCAAAUGCUUAGAUUUCCGCUACAAUCUGAUCCAAGAUAUAUCUAAUGUUGACUUUCCUAACUUAGACAGUUUAUAUUUAGCCGGAAAUAAGAUAACGAGUUUAGUAGGAAUAGAGGGCCUUGUUAAUUUAAGAGUAUUACAUGUAAGAAAUAAUCCUAUAAAACUCUUGAAUGGGUUCGAUCCUGGACUAAAGAAACUCAAUUACUUAAAUUUGCGAAACUGUAAAGUAUCUACUUUAAAACAAGUAAAGAAGCUACGGGUACUUCCCGCACUAGAAACUCUUAUAAUGAAAGGAUGUCCAUACAUGGGUGGUACGGGUGAAGAGGAUGCAGAAGCUGGUGUCGAAGAAGAAGAUGCUGAACUAAGGAUUGAAGUCCUAGCUGCUUUACCUCGACUUAAGAGACUUAACAAAGGAGUUGUUUCUCCUGAAGAAAGAUCUGAAGCCAAUGAACUUAUUAAACAAUGGAUAGAAGAAGGAGAAAAUGACGAAGAAGAGAUUGAAGAAGAACAUCAAGCUGAAGAAUCUAAUGCUGAC
This is a messenger RNA of Brenthis ino (lesser marbled fritillary), 1113 nucleotides long. The record is from the annotation of a GenBank genome assembly. Lineage: Eukaryota; Metazoa; Arthropoda; Insecta; Lepidoptera; Nymphalidae.